Menidia menidia (Atlantic silverside) is the source of this 732-nucleotide messenger RNA. The record is from the annotation of a GenBank genome assembly. Lineage: Eukaryota; Metazoa; Chordata; Actinopteri; Atheriniformes; Atherinopsidae.
AUGUCUAUGGGAGAAGAGGGGAGGAGGAAAGGGAAGAGGGAAGAGGGAAGGGGAGGAGGGGAGAGGGGGGAAGGACUAAAGAUAUUAGCCCAGGUAACUUGUGCAUUCAACGGAAGACAGAGAAUCUACAAAAGAGCUGAACCUGGACAGAACGUCACUCUGCUAUGUGGAAUUGGAAACAAGACAAAGAUCCUAGCUGUGGAGUGGAGCAAACAUGAUUUGGAUGGAGAAAAUGUUCUUUUGUUCAGAGAUGGUCGCUUUGAGUUAGACCAGCAGAAUCCAUCCUUUAAGAACCGGGUGGAUCUGCAGGACAGACAGAUGAAGGAUGGAGACGUGUCUCUGAUUCUGAAGAAUGUUUCCUGCUCAGCCGUGGUGGUGCUUCUGGACUGUGGAGGAAGGCGGGGAACCCACACAGAGCACAGACAGAACCAGAACCGGCUCCUGUGGGGGGCGCUCUGGGCUGGACGCAGCGCUCAUGGCCGAACACAGGAAGAGAGCAGGAGGCUGUGCAGCUUUACGGAGUCCCUGUGGAGGGCUGAGCUGGGCCUGCAGCCCCCCGGCCCCCCAGUCUGCCAGAACACAGAGUUAAUUGUCUUCCAGCGUGAAGCCGGGUCGCCAUGGAAACAAACGAUGCAGCCUCUGGAGUUCUCCGGCGCUCUGAUUCAUUCAGCCAUUCUGGGCCGGCUGAGCAGCGUGUUCCAGCGUCUCGGAGCCUCUCGGGCACAGCGCUGA